Messenger RNA from Phragmites australis (common reed), 1356 nucleotides. RefSeq names its product aspartic proteinase CDR1-like. The transcript has a single exon. Lineage: Eukaryota; Viridiplantae; Streptophyta; Magnoliopsida; Poales; Poaceae. Gene Ontology annotation, cellular component: extracellular region. Gene Ontology annotation, molecular function: aspartic-type endopeptidase activity. The record is from RefSeq and is a predicted model, not a curated record. The coding region runs from base 1 to 1356 and encodes 451 amino acids. Gene Ontology annotation, biological process: proteolysis.
AUGGAAGCGACCAUGCUUCGCGCGCUUCUCCUCUUUAGCCUCCUCCUCGCCGGGAAACGCUGCUGCACGGCGUCCGGUGCCGGCGGCUUUAGCGUGGAGUUCAUCCACCGUGACUCCGCCAGGUCGCCGUUCCACGAACCGGCGCUGUCCUCCCACGGCCGCAUGCUUGCGGCCGCCCGCCGCUCUCUCCAGGCCGAGGCGUCCGCACGCUCUGGCCGUAGCGCGUCGCCCGCCUCCGCACCCGCGCCCGGCGACGGCGUCGAGUCCAAGGUCAUCUCCAGGUCGUUCGAGUACCUGAUGGCCGUGAACGUCGGCACGCCGCCGAGGCAAAUGCUAGCCAUCGCCGACACAGGCAGCGACCUCGUGUGGUUCAACUGCAGGAACGGCAGCGACAGCCGCGCGCCCGCCGCGGGCGGCGCCUCGCCAUUGCCCGCCGUGUUCGACCCGUCCCGCUCGUCGACGUACGGUCUCGUGAGCUGCCAGUCCGUCGCGUGUGAGUCGCUCAGCGAGGCCUCCUGCCACGUCGUCUCCAACUGCCAGUACCAGUACUCGUACGGAGACGGCUCCCGGACGAUCGGGCUCCUGUCCACCGAGACGUUUAGCUUCGACGACGGCGGGGCCGCGCGCCGGGUGCGCGUGUCCCACGUCAACUUCGGCUGCUCGACGUACUCCGCCGGCACGUUCCGCUCCGACGGACUCGUGGGGCUCGGCGGCGGGGCCUUGUCCCUCGUGACGCAGCUCGGAGCCGCGACGCCGUUCGGGAGCAAGUUCUCCUACUGCCUGGUCCCGUUCUACUCCGCCAACUCGUCAUCCACCCUCAACUUCGGCGCCAGGGCCGUCUUGUCGGAGCCUGGCGCAGCGACCACGCCGCUGGUGCCCUCGGCCGUGGACUCGUACUACACCGUGGCCCUCGAGUCCGUUGCAGUCGGCGGGCUGGCGGUGGCAACCCAGCGCUCCCGCAUCAUCGUGGACUCCGGAACCACGCUCACGUUCCUGGACCCGGCGCUGCUGCGGCCGCUGGUGACAGAGCUGGAGCGGCGGAUCACCCUGCCGCGCGCGCAGUCGCCGGAGCAGCUGCUGGAGCUGUGCUACGACGUGAGCGGGCGGCGGGAGUGGGGGAUCCCUGACGUGACGCUGGUGUUCGGCGGCGGCGCGGCGGUGACGCUGCGAGCGGAGAACACGUUCACGAUGGUGCAGGAGGGGACGCUGUGCCUGGCGGUGGUGUCCGUGUCGCAGGGGCAGCCGGUGUCCAUUCUGGGGAACGUGGCACAGCAGAAUUUUCAUGUUGGGUACGACCUCGAGAAGCGCACCGUCACCUUCGUGGCCGCUGACUGCACCCACUCGGCGUCCACCUAA